UGAGUGUCUCCCCUCUAAAAUAAAAGAGGGUGCUUGUAUGGGAGGAGUCUGAAAGGACAGAGCGACAGCGCUGGGUGCUAUUGUGGGCUCUGUCAUUGACUUGCAGCUCAUUGCGUUCUGUCCUGCAGUCCAGUAGAGAGAGGCUGACAGCUCUUUCCAACGAUAAAUCUUAAGGAGCACCAAGAGCCUCCUCUGGGAGACCUGCGCUAUCAUAUGUCAUCGAUUCAACUUGAAUAAUCUCAACAGUUAUCAACACAGUUAUCGACUGACAAACUGAGAAUGAGACUUUGGGUCUUGGCAAUUUUAACACUUCUCAAACUUUCCACAGUAGCUACGCUUAGCAAAUCAUCCUGGGGCCUGGAAAAUGAGGCUUUAAUUGUGACAUGUCCCCGACAAGCACAAUCUAGAAACCACGUGGACUGGUAUUACUCAAAAACCAACAAAAGUAUUACCACCCAGAAAGAAAAUCGCAUAUUUGCCUCUGGGAAACAUCUUAAGCUUCUCCCAGCCAACGUUGGAGAUUCUGGAAUGUAUACUUGCAUUGUCAGAAGUUCUAACUUCAAUAAGACUGGAUACGUGAAUAUCACCAUAUAUAAGAAACAACCGGGUUGCAAAAUUCCAGAUGACCUGAUAUAUUCAACAACAUCUACAUCACCAAAAAAAUCUAGAAUAUAUUGUCCUACCAUCAACCUCUACAAUUGGACAGCACCAGUCGAGUGGUUUAAGGGUUGUACAGCUCUUCAAGGAUCAAGGUACUAUACACAAGGGACAUAUUUGCUGAUUGACAAUGCAACUAGCAAGGACGCGGGUGAUUAUACAUGCAAAUUUAUGCACAAUGAAAAUGGAGUCAGUUACAUUGUGACGGCAACCAGAUCAUUAGAAAUUCAAGAUCAGGAAGGCUUUUCUAUAUUUCCAGUAAUUAUAGCCCCUGCACAAAAUGAAACAAACGACGUGGAAAUCGGAAAACCGGCAAACUUUACUUGCUCUGCUUGCUUUGGGAAAGGCUUUCAGUUUUCAGCCGCUGUCCUGUGGGAGGUUAACAGAAUCAAAGUUAGGAGCUUUGGUGAAGCAAGAAUUCAAGAGGGGCAAGAACAAAAUCAAAGUUCUAGCAAUGACCUGACUUGUCUAAGCAUCGUCUUAAGAAUAGCUGAUGUAAGAGAAGAAGAUUUUUCACUGAGGUACGACUGUCUGGCCCUGAAUUUGCAUGGCUUGAGAAGACACACCAUAAGACUAAGGAAAAAGCCAAUUGAUCAUCAAAGCACCUACUACAUACUUGCAGGAUUUGGCUUACUGUUAUUGCUAAUCAAUGUCAUGAUGAUAAUGCUGAAAGUGUUCUGGAUUGAGGUUAUUCUGCUCUGGAGAGACAUAGCUAGACCUUACAAAACUAGGAACGAUGGGAAGGUCUAUGAUGCUUAUGUUAUCUAUCCACGGAACCAGAAAGAUAGUCCGGAGGCGAUCAGUCCUGUAGAGUAUUUUGUUCACCAGAUUCUGCCUGAUGUUCUUGAAAAUAAAUGUGGCUAUAACCUGUUCAUUUAUGGGCGAGAUCUGCUACCUGGAGAAGAUGCGGCCACGGCGGUGGAAACCAACAUCCGCAAGAGUCGGCGGCACAUUUUUAUCCUCACGCCUCAGAUUUUACACAGCAAGGAGUUUGCCUACGAGCAGGAGAUCGCCUUGCACAGCGCCCUCAUCCAGAACGAGUCCAAAGUGAUUCUGAUUGAAAUGGAGGCUCUGUGCAAGCCAGGCGGGCUGCAGUUUGGGGAGUUUCAAGAUUCCCUCAGGCACCUCGUGGACAUGCAGGGCACCAUCAAGUGGAGGGAAGACCACGUGGCCAACAAGCGGUCUCUGAAUUCCAGAUUCUGGAAGCGCGUGAGGUACCACAUGCCUGUGCCAAACGCACUUCCAAAAACACCUUCUAAUUUGGCUUCCUUGAGUGCGCAGGGGCAGUCGUGCUAGCACGGAUGUGCUAAUGUGUGAUCUCUUCUUGGCUGGACUAGAGACUGGAUGCCAAGGUGAAAGAAGUGGGAGGGACAAGAGUACUCAGGUGUCAGGUUUCAUUUAGAAACUUUACUCCCGUUUUCCUGAUUCUGGGGGGACAAAAAAUGCCCCCCCCCAAUUUUGAUCCUCAGUCCCGCUCUCUCCACCCCACAUUUCCUUCCCUUCUCUUUUUCUGGUCUUUCUCCACUGUGGCCUGUGAUCUUUUCCCUGUGACCCUUUCCUCUUUUCUCUUCCUGUACUCCCCCUCCUUAUUCCUCAUCAAUAUUCUACAUUUUGAACAUCCAACUCAGAGUUUUAGAGUUAAAUUUUCAUGGAAGCUGGAGGAACACUCAGAUUUCCUUCAAGCAGAGAGUCGGUAGUAACUCUUGUUCCCACGUGCCCAAAUUUAUUACAUUUUAUUUGAUCAGAUGCUUCGCUUUAUUGUCUAAACAGUGCCUGUUUUGUGGGAGCACUUUACCCAAUUGUCCUUAUAAUCAAGUUUAUUUUCAGUCCUACAGUUUCUUUCAUAGAUUUCUAUUGUCUUUAGAAAUAUUUUUUCUCACUAUAAAAAUAAUAAAACAGUAAGUAUAAAAGAAGGAAAUAAUAAAAAUUAUUCACAGAUCCAUCAUCCUAAGAUUAUGACUUUUAAACAUUUUGGUAAAUUUGUAAUUUUAAGAAAACUUAAUUUGUACUUAAACAUACCAUCUGUACAGCUGAGAUCACACAAUGUGUAGUUUUUAUAUUUUUUCUACUUAACAUCAUGAUCAAAACAUUUGACAUUUAAAUUUUAACAUUUCAAAAUAUUCGGUCUCCUAUCUCAUGGUUGUGCUGCAGUCGUCCUGCCUGAUUACUUGUUAAAUACUUAAGUUGUAUCCAAUUCAAAUAGCCAUCAUUAUAAAUAAUUCUGCAAUGACCAUAUCAGUAUAUCUUAUAUCUCCCAAGUACAUUUUUUUUUUAAUUUAAGAAAUUUUGUUUGUUGUAACAUUUUUAUGAAACUAGUUGGGCAUUUUGACAGAACUGUUUUGGCAAAACUGAAGUGAAUUUGCACAGUCAAAGCCACUCCCAUCAGAACAACCCUGGAGUUCACAUGACCUCAGGGACCACAGAGCCCAUCCGUGGAUCCAGAGCUAAGGCUGAGUGUGCCCUCAGGCUGGGAGUCCUGUUCCUGUUAGAGCUCAGAUUUUCCAAGUGGCUGGACAUUCUACCCUCAGCUGAAGUGUUUAAUAAAGUGUAUUUAACUUCUGUAUUUACCUGAAAACAAAACAAAACAAAACAACUGCACUCUAGACCCUUCACAGGGACUAUAAUCUUGAACAGUGAUGUCAUUCAAUACCUUGCAGAAUCUUGCAUGAAAAGAAAUACUAUUUCUGGAAGGUUGCCUAAUAGAUCUAUAACUACUCAUCCCUCUAGAUACCCUGUCGUCUAAAUCUCUACUCCCUGGCAACACUUUGCCAGAUAAAGAGUAAGACAUCAAGGACAGCUGAACUCAGAGGAUGAAAUUUCAUCUGAAAUUCACAUUUACUUGGGCAUCUUGUAUCUUUAUCUGCUACACCUGCUUACCUUACUCUGGUACAUUAUUGUACUCUUGUGUGAUGACAUCUGAUCUUUUUUGAAUUACUGAAAAAUUAGCCAAUGAAAAGGAUCAGUAUAAUCGAUUGGUUAGCAUCAUAGAAUUUGGGAUCAACAAGUCGUUUUCUGUGCGACCAUGAGCAAGUUACUUUACUUCUCUAAAACCUACUUACCUUAAGUGAAAUGAAAAUAAUCAUACCAAAAAACCCUUUGCAUUCUGUGCUAAUCAAAUGAAAAAAGAAAUUAGUAGUAUUUGGACCAGAGUACGAAUUCAAUAAAUGGCAAUUGUUGUUAUGGCACUUGGCUGUGUUUCCUGUAAUGUGGAUUAUACUCCAUCCCUCUCAACGAGAACCUCUAAAGAAUAAAUUCUC
Rhinolophus ferrumequinum (greater horseshoe bat) is the source of this 3914-nucleotide messenger RNA. RefSeq names its product interleukin 1 receptor like 1 (gene IL33R). The transcript has 11 exons. The record is from RefSeq and is a predicted model, not a curated record. Gene Ontology annotation, molecular function: interleukin-1 receptor activity; interleukin-33 binding; interleukin-33 receptor activity. Lineage: Eukaryota; Metazoa; Chordata; Mammalia; Chiroptera; Rhinolophidae. Gene Ontology annotation, biological process: signal transduction. Bases 280 to 1953 code for a protein of 557 amino acids.